Miniopterus natalensis is the source of this 1380-nucleotide messenger RNA. NCBI's taxonomy places the organism in Eukaryota, Metazoa, Chordata, Mammalia, Chiroptera, Miniopteridae. The record is from RefSeq and is a predicted model, not a curated record.
GGCAGUUGGACACUUUAAAGCCUUUCCAGCUCAGGCUCGGGGGCCUGGGAGUCUGUGUUCUCAUUGUCUCCUGUCCCCCUCUGGCCAUAGGCAUCUCUGGGAAGAGCCAGAUCCUUUUCGCUCUCGUCUUCACCACCAGGUACCUGGACCUGUUCACCAACUUCAUCUCCAUCUACAACACAGUCAUGAAGGUGGUUUUUCUCCUCUGCGCCUAUGUCACAGUGUACAUGAUCUACGGGAAAUUUCGGAAAACGUUUGACAGUGAGAAUGAUACGUUCCGCCUGGAGUUUCUUCUGGUCCCAGUCAUUGGCCUCUCCUUCCUUGAGAACUAUAGUUUCACUCCCCUGGAGAUCCUCUGGACUUUCUCCAUCUACCUGGAAUCAGUGGCCAUCCUGCCCCAGCUCUUCAUGAUCAGCAAGACAGGAGAGGCCGAGACCAUUACUACUCACUACCUGUUCUUUCUGGGGCUGUACCGGGCACUCUACCUAGCCAACUGGAUCAGGCGGUACCAGACUGAGAAUUUCUACGACCAAAUUGCAGUGGUAUCUGGAGUGGUGCAAACCAUCUUCUACUGUGACUUCUUCUACUUGUAUGUGACCAAAGUCCUAAAAGGAAAGAAGUUAAGUCUUCCAAUGCCAAUUUGAGGGCCCUCAGGGAACAAGGACAUGAAGCCAACUGAGAUGUUCUACUGAGCGACUCUUACGUGACUCAGACCAGUGUUAAAAUUAAAGCCAGAAAAAUGCUCAGUGUGGAUGGAUUUCGGCAAAGCACUGGUCAUUUUAUCUAGAAGACCUCACCAAUAUCUCCUUUAUAGAGGUAUUGAAAAAUCCGGGCCAAUUACACAAAAAUGGUGCCAUACAGCAUCAACAGGAGCAUUAAGAAACCUUAGGUGCCUAACUCACGAAUGGGUCAAAUAAACUACUGUUCCCUAAGGCCCUAGCGUGAGACUGCGCCAAAGCCAAUCCCAGUUGGGAAGGAUGUCCUUCUGAGUACAAGGCAAACAAGUCACCAGCUCCGGCAAGACUUAAGCAGUCUCACGCCUGACCUUUAAAAUCAACUCGAGUCUUACUGUGGCUCAGAGUAGUUCCACACUCAGUACUUUAAGUAACAAUCCUAGGUGAGUACCAUUAGCAUGAUGACCAUUUUACUGAUGAGAAAACAUACCCAAGCCUUUACCUACUAGGUCGUUUUAUUGCUUUGUGACUUGAUUUUUUUGUAUUAACAUCAAUCAGUCCCAACUCCUUUUCACAUUUUUAGGUGCUAACUAAGGCAAUUUCCAACAUCCCCAACCCUGAUCUUGAAGCAAAUAAGAACCUUAUGUAAGAGGACUACCAUUGGACUACAGUCAGAAUUUUUAAGUAAUAAAAAGCUCACACCUUA